Molecule: messenger RNA, 1084 nt
Organism: Penaeus indicus
Lineage: Eukaryota; Metazoa; Arthropoda; Malacostraca; Decapoda; Penaeidae
Exons: 1
Coding region: 1-582 (193 amino acids)
Source: RefSeq, a predicted model, not a curated record
AUGACAAUACAAAGCAACAAGGAUCCAGAAAUGGCAUUGUUAACUCUAUGUGCCACACCACUGCAUAGCAAGUUUCCAAACCCACCAGAACUUCUGAAUGGGAGGAAUAUGAGGGGUAACUUACCCCUCCACCUGCCUACAAAAGAAGGGCAGAAACAAGAAGUCUACAAAAACUUCAAGAGGAAGCAAGACACACAGAAGCAGUAUUAUGACCGAGGAGCAAAAGACCAACAAGCAAUCCUACCAGGCCAAGCUGUUCAAGACCACAUAACUGGAAGAUGGACACCCGCUACAGUCUUUGAGAAAUCUCAAGAACCUCGAUCCUACAUAGUUGAGACACAAAAUGGAGGUAUCUUACAAAGAAACAGACGACACACCAGGCAGAGGCCACAGCCCAAGCAUGCACUUCUAGGUGAAGACCAUGCAGAAGAGUCUACUGAAAUUACACUGAAUAUGGAUAACAAUGAAGAUCAUGUGAGCAAGGCUCCUAAAGUAGUGCCUCAAGAACAAGAAUCAACUUGUGAUGGAACAAGAACGAGAUGUAGCUGUAUCAUUAAGAGGCCUAAUAGACUCAACUUGUAAUCUGUUUCAUUCUCUACAGUGUAUAUAUGAAGUGUUUAAUAGUGUUAAGGAAAGUGCUAUCAUAAUGGCCAGUAUACUAACCUGAUUCUCAAAACAAGGUGCUAUGUUAAUACCUGAUUCUUUUUGAAAAUUACUGAAAUAGGUGCUAAUUCUUAUUUUACAUGUCUGUGAACUACAAAGCAUUCUCAGGUGCAAUCUCAGUUACAUAACUUUAGAAGCUCAAAAAUGUCAAACUAUGUUUUUGAUACACUACAGAUUCUAUUUUUGUAACUACCAGAUACUAUAUAUAUCUCAUAUAUGAUAAGAAUCUAACCCCAUUUUCUUUUGUUUUUAAAAAAGAGGGAUGUCAAAUGAUCAACCUUAGUUAAUUGUGUUUUAUGUACUUUAUAUUAUAAUACUAGUAAUGUAUCCCUCUAUAUAUAUUGCAUGUAUAUGUAAUCCUUAUGUAAACAUUAGUGCUGUAGUACACUCCUCCAGAAUAUACUCAGUGUAGCUCAGCAUA